Molecule: messenger RNA, 1710 nt
Organism: Chenopodium quinoa (quinoa)
Lineage: Eukaryota; Viridiplantae; Streptophyta; Magnoliopsida; Caryophyllales; Amaranthaceae
Exons: 2
Coding region: 1-1710 (569 amino acids)
Source: RefSeq, a predicted model, not a curated record
AUGCACAGGAGGCUUAAUUUCUCUAGGCCUUUGGUGUCCAUAGACCUCGAGCUAGAGCGUACUCUAGCCCAAUUGAGGAGACAAGCAAGGGAGAGAGGUGAAGACCCACUUCAAGAGGAAGUAAGAAGUUCCCCUACCCCAUCUUCACCCACUUCAAGUGAGGAGAGCGAACCAUCCACAGGCUCAAUUCCCAACCCAUUUACCCAAUACCAUAAUCAACAAAGCAUGGCUGAUCAAGGAAACAUGGGUGAUCAAAGGUCACUAAAGCAACUUGGAGCACCCGAACCUUAUGCCUCUCAAAGUGGGAUCUUAGCCCCCACCACUCAAGCAAACAAUUUCGAGAUAAAGCCUAAUUUCAUUUCAAUGAUAGAGAAGAGGCAAUUUACCGGUGGGAAAUUUGAGAAUCCCCAUGAGCAUCUCAAAGAGUUUCUCAAGUAUUGUGACACUAUCAAGAUCAACGGAGUCUCCCAAGAGUACAUAAGAUUGAAGAUGUUCCCGUUCUCACUCAUGGGAGCGGCGGAACAUUGGUUGAACAAGGAUGUCCCCCCCGGUUCCCUCACGACUUGGAAUGAGGUAACUACGUCGUUCCUAGGAAGGUUUUACAAUCACAAGAAAACCGCUGAGGCUCGCUCAAAGAUUCAAAGUUUCCGCCAAAGAGGUGGAGAGUCUCUUUGUGAGCCAUGGGAGAGAUUCAAAGAGUUACAAAGGCAAUGCCCACACCAUGGGAUUCCUAAUUGGCAAGUUCUCCAAACAUUCUACGGAGGACUCUCCCCUCAAAGAAAGACUAGCCUUGAUGCCGGAGCCGGAGGCCCAAUCAUGAACAAAAGGGAAGAUGAAGUGGAGAGCAUCAUAGAAGAUGUUGUGCGCAAUUAUGAGGAUUGGUACGAAGGUGUCAACCCCAAGUCUAUGUAUGCAAUUACUACUAGAAGUGGGAAGAUCCUUGAGAGUGAUCUAAAUGUUGAGAAGAGUCCCGAUGUGAGGAUAGGACUUGAGGUUGAGGAUGAGUCAUCAAGAGAGAAUCAGAUUCUAGAGGGAAGUGCCGGAAAGAAUGAGAGGGGUGAGAAAGAGAAAGAGAAGGAACCCGAAAAGGAGAGCACCAAAGAUCAAACAUCUUUACCCCUUAAUCUCCAACCUAGGAAUGAGAGGUUGCCUUUUCCCCAAAGAUUUGCUAGGUCUAGGCUUGAUGUCCAAUUCGGAAAAUUUUUAGAUGUAGUAAAGAGCUUGCAUGUUUCUAUACCCUUUGUGGAUGCUAUGAAAGAGAUGCCUCACUACUCUAAAUUCCUAAAAGACCUUUUGAAUGGAAGGAGAGAAGUUGAAACUAUUAACCUAACCGCAAAUUGUAGUGCUAUUCUCUCUAGUAAGCUACCAACCAAAUUGCAAGAUCCCGGUAGUUUUUCCAUCCCUUGUUCCAUCAAUGAGAUUCAUUUGGGGAAGGCUUUGUGUGAUCUAGGUGCUAGCGUGAGCUUAAUGCCCUUUUCGGUCUACCAAAAGCUUAAUGUGGGAAACCUUUCACCUACAAACAUCACCCUCCAACUAGCGGAUAGGUCCACAAAAUUUCCUAUAGGGAAAGUUGAAGACAUACCCCUUAGAGUUGGUAAGUUCACUUUUCCGGUGGACUUUUAUGUUCUUGAGAUGGAUGAAGAUGAAAGAAUUCCUAUAAUUUUGGGUAGGCCAUUCCUAGCUACUUCUAAAGCAAUUCUUGAAGGUUGA